CAUGUCGUCUGAUACUUUUUGUCUUCUAAUUUAGUUUUAUUGUUUUGCCAAAAAACGGUGGAAGAUUUCAUCCCAAUAGAAACUCUCUUUAACCAAAAUAUCUCAAAGCAAAUCAUCAAAAAGCAAACAUAUAAAAAACGAAAAGAAACCAACAACAAACAAAAAUGCAAAAAACAAGUAAGCAGACUGAAGAAAAAACGUACAAAAGAUAAAAAGUUUUCUCGAGGAGUGAUUAUGUCCGAUGUCACACAUAGAAAAGCUCUCCGAGAAUUACUGAAAAAGUUAAGGGUGGAGAUCUGGGAAAAAGGCAUGAAACUUGAAAUAGACUCUAAUUCAUGUCUAUUCCUUUUGGUGAAAAAAAAAAAAAUGAGACUCAAACUUAUGGACCUUAGUUGUCAUUUCGACGUAUUAAAAAAAGAAAGUUAGACGGUUGCAGCCUUGGUAGGAUUUUUUUUCUUUUCUUUUCUUUCUUUUUAUUUUUUUGUGGCCUUCUUGGGUACUUGAUUGAAGAAUGAAAGGUAUGAGGUUAUUUUUAGUCAGUCAAAGGUAAAUUGUUGUCGCCUGUAUUCAGUUACAAUGCCAGCACGUACAAGUUUAAAACGAGAAAAAACAAAUUGAAUCAUUUGAUACCCGAAACUAAUUUAUACUAAUUGCAAUGCUGCCCUACUAACUGGUUUUUCUCUUAAUAGGAGACGAAAGGGAGACUUUUUUAGUCAAACCGGUAUAGAAAGUGAGUUAUUUUGCACUAAAUCAUUUUGGUCACCAAACUUUUUUCUGUUUUCCUAUUUAGUCUACGCUGUUGACUGUAGCUUCGUUUUUUGAUACAUGUAUGUAAAGGAAAGGUUUUACCCUCGUAUAUACCUAUCUCGAACUUUUGGGGCUAAGAUGCAUAGCUCUGACUGUCUGCAGGAGUACCAAGACUUCCUAACCUUAUUCAUACUGGUAAGAUGAAUGCAAAGCAACAAAAUUUCGCUAUGAUUGGAGGUGGUAACGAAGUCUUAGUAAGGGAAUUCAAAAACCAAGACCUUCACGACUGCCAAGAGAUUUUCACCCAAGGAAUGGAGCAGUUGAUCAGCCUCAUAGUGCGUAAUGUUUUCCCAAAAUAUCUUUGGAUUUUAUCGGCUUGGGGCAUACUUGUUUUCGUUCUCGUCAUCAAAUUCCAAUGGACUGCAAACAUCUUCUUUCUUCUUGUAAUUACUUGUGUCUUUUUUGCUGCCUGGUUGUAUCUUAUUCUGUAUAUUGAAUGCUGGAAGUUCAUCGAUUCCUGUUUAGCAACGGACUUAAAGGAUAUUGGAAAAUCCUACAUGUUCAGUGAAAAAUGUCGCAUGUGGGUGGCUGAGUGGAAUGGUAAAGUUGUGGGAAUGGUUGGACUUAUUCACAAGGAAAGUCACAAACCAGAAGUGGCAGAACUUCAGAGGAUGUCUGUGUCACCAGCCUGUAGAAGAAUGGGAAUUGCUAAGAAAUUGCUCGACGAACUGAUCAAAUUCGCAAAGGAUCAGCAACUCCAGAAGCUUGUGCUUACCACCACCAGUGCACAAACACCAGCCAUUCGACUGUACAAGAAAUACGGCUUCCAACUCAGAACCUCUAUUCCUUAUCCUAAAACGCUUCUUAGCGAUUUGCAAUACUAUCACUUUGAACUCGUGUUAUGACAUUAGCUGCUUUUCCCUUUUCUCUCUACAAAAGAUUCAAAUCCUCCUCAUAAUCAGUAAUUUGGUGAAUUAUCUUCCUUAAACUUUAAAGAAAAAGAUUUUUAAGGUAGCAGGUAAACCAGACCUUUGUGAGGGACAUUUAAACCUUCCCCUCAUGAUGAGAAACGUUGCAUCACGUAGACAAGAGCUAUGCCCGUUGGACAUCAUGACUGUUUAAUUCAAUAUGAAGGCCAAAAUAUAUAUUCUCAGCUAUUGCGACUGCUCUUGCAGAUGGAACUAUUUUGGGAAGAAAAAUGUUCAUGGAGUUUCUCUUGUCUACUAAAAUUUGCUUAACUCUAAUUACCUUUACUUUCUAAUAUAUCACAUUCUAACUUCACCAUUGCAAUUAUCACGUUUCAACAAGUUUUAAACGAUUAUAGAGUUGGAUUACAGUCGGUUUGGUUUCCUCCCCACCAUUUGCUCGAGAUGAAGCUAUUGGUGUUCUCCUCUCGCUCAAAUAUGACAUGGAUGGCUUGAUAGAAGUUGUCGUAUACGCAGAUAAGUUGGCAUUAGUAAGUAAAUGUUACAGGUCUUCUUGGCAAGUAGUCAUGAGACAGGAAAGACGCUAAGUCACCGAUUGCCACAAAUUGACCACAAAUUUGACCAAAUUCAUGAAUUCGCCAUUGUCAUUCGUUUCAAUAAUCCCCUCAGAAGAAAAAAAUGGUAAAACAUUAAACACAGACCAAAAAUCAAAAAAAUGAAACAGAAAAAAAGCAGGGUACAAAGAGGAAAAAAGACAAGCAAACGAAAAACAAAUCCCUUACACAUUACUUUUGACCUCUUUCACAUUUUAUAACAUGACUACAAGAUAUCGUUGAAACGUGUAUUCGUUUACGAAAGUCUUGACUACCGUAAAAUUGGCUCCUUUAAGAUUUAGACUGCUAAUGUGGAAACACAGCUGGGUAAUUGCUUUGUUAUUGCUUCGAGAUAGAAGCUUCACCAUACCUAUGAUAGGUGCAUUAUCUUGACUACCUUGCUGUGAUAUCAGAUUUUAUCCUUGUUGAUACACGAUGCAAAUUUUGCUGUGCCAUGUUAGUAUAAAUUUGCGUUGUAAGUACUAAAAAGAUUUAUCGACAUGUAUUUAUGUGUCCACUUUUUAAUUGCAAAGCAGAAAUAAUCAUACUAGGUUUUAGUUAGUCAACGUGAUAAAUAUUAAUUUCACGGGCCUAAAGAAGACUAACAGCAUGCAGUCGAAAUGUCGCGAUCCACAUCCGAAGUGACAACAUCGUGAGACAAACGAUCACAUUUCCCUUUUGAAAUAAUGACACUAUUUCUAUGGCGUGGGAUAUCUCUGGUACUAUUAGUCGGAUAAUUAUAGCACAGAGUGUGUUAUUAUAAGACAAGGUAUCAUUUAUCCUCUCUUGCAUUGGAUGUUAAAAUUAGAAAAAGCUUUCUGAGGGGAGGGUUUGCAAGUACUAAAUUAAUUUGUCUUUUUUUGAGAAAUUUAUUCAACAACAACAGAAAAAACAUUUUAACACUUUCUUAAGGUUUGUAAAUUGAUUGUUUGCGCAGUAAAGAUCAUUAAAUGUACAAGUUUUUAUUU
Molecule: messenger RNA, 3234 nt
Organism: Pocillopora damicornis (cauliflower coral)
Lineage: Eukaryota; Metazoa; Cnidaria; Anthozoa; Scleractinia; Pocilloporidae
Product: N-acetyltransferase 8-like
Molecular function (GO): N-acetyltransferase activity
Source: RefSeq, a predicted model, not a curated record